AGACUGAGGCGGUGGCGGAACGGGGCUGCUGGCCCCGCCCUGAGUCCCUACCCUUUGGAGGACUGCGCUUCUCCUUCGGAGGGAGUGUUCGCCGCCGCCGCCGCGGCCGCCACUUGGAGUUUCUUCAGACUCCAGAUUUCCCUGUCAACCACGAGGAGUCCAGAGAGGAAACGCGGAGCGGAGACAGCAGUAUCCCACGCCUCUUGCAGCCCGGAUCACCCCAGCAGGGAUGGGCGACAAGACCUGGCUGCCCUUCCCCGUGCUCCUUCUGGCCGCUCUGCCUCCGGUGCUGCUGCCUGGAGCGGCCGGCUUCACACCUUCCCUCGACAGCGACUUCACCUUUACCCUUCCCGCCGGCCAGAAGGAGUGCUUCUAUCAGCCCAUGCCCCUGAAGGCCUCGCUGGAGAUCGAGUACCAAGUUUUAGAUGGAGCAGGAUUAGAUAUUGAUUUCCAUCUUGCCUCUCCAGAAGGCAAAACCUUAGUUUUUGAACAAAGAAAAUCAGAUGGAGUUCACACUGUAGAGACUGAAGUUGGUGAUUACAUGUUCUGCUUUGACAAUACAUUCAGCACCAUUUCUGAGAAGGUGAUUUUCUUUGAAUUAAUCCUGGAUAAUAUGGGAGAACAGGCACAAGAACAAGAAGAUUGGAAGAAAUAUAUUACUGGCACAGAUAUGUUGGAUAUGAAACUGGAAGACAUCCUGGAAUCCAUCAACAGCAUCAAGUCCAGACUAAGCAAAAGUGGGCACAUACAAACCCUGCUUAGAGCAUUUGAAGCUCGUGAUCGAAACAUACAAGAAAGCAACUUUGAUAGAGUCAAUUUCUGGUCUAUGGUUAAUUUAGUGGUCAUGGUGGUGGUGUCAGCCAUUCAAGUUUAUAUGCUGAAGAGUCUAUUUGAAGAUAAGAGGAAAAGUAGAACUUAAAACUCCAAACUAGAGUACUUAACAUUGAAAAAUGAGGCAUAAGAAUGCAAUAAACUGUUACAGUCAAGACCAUUAAUGGUCUUCUCCAAAAUAUUUUGAGAUAUAAGUGUGAAACAGGUAUAAUUUUAAUGUGAAAAUUAAGCCUUCACUUUCUGUGCAAGUAAUCCUGCUGAUCCAGUUGUACUUAAGUGUGUAACAGGAAUAUUUUGCAGAAUAUAGGUUUAACUGAAUGAAGCCAUAUUAAUAACUGCAUUUUCCUAACUUUGAAAAAUUUUGCAAAUGUCUUAGGUGACUUAAAUAAAUGAGUAUUGGGCCUAAUUGCAACACCAG
Messenger RNA from Macaca mulatta (Rhesus monkey), 1249 nucleotides. RefSeq names its product transmembrane p24 trafficking protein 5 (gene TMED5). Lineage: Eukaryota; Metazoa; Chordata; Mammalia; Primates; Cercopithecidae. The record is from RefSeq and is marked provisional.